Closterium sp. Naga37s-1 is the source of this 231-nucleotide messenger RNA. NCBI's taxonomy places the organism in Eukaryota, Viridiplantae, Streptophyta, Zygnematophyceae, Desmidiales, Closteriaceae. The record is from the annotation of a GenBank genome assembly.
AUGGGGGAGGAGGAGGAGGAGGAGGAGGAGGAGGAGGAGGAGGAGGAGGAGGAGGAGGAGGAGGAGGAGGAGAGGGACGACGAGGAAGAGGAGGAGGAGGAGGAGGAGGAGGAAGAGGAGGAGGAGGAGGAGGAGGAGGAGGAGGAGGAGGAGGAGGAGGAGGAGGAGGAGGAGGAGGAGGAUGUGGCGGCAGUGAAAGGACGGGGCGCUAUGGCUCCUAAGUCACGCUAG